Molecule: messenger RNA, 2165 nt
Organism: Agrilus planipennis (emerald ash borer)
Lineage: Eukaryota; Metazoa; Arthropoda; Insecta; Coleoptera; Buprestidae
Gene: Srp72
Product: signal recognition particle subunit SRP72
Exons: 10
Coding region: 124-2061 (645 amino acids)
Biological process (GO): SRP-dependent cotranslational protein targeting to membrane
Cellular component (GO): signal recognition particle, endoplasmic reticulum targeting
Molecular function (GO): protein binding; ribosome binding; 7S RNA binding
Source: RefSeq, a predicted model, not a curated record
UCAAGGACAUUUUGUAUCUAUUGUUCUAAUUCCCCAUCUAUGGAUGAGAACUAGGAAGAGGUUAUAAAGGACAAUCGAAUAGUUUUUCGUUUCAAAUUUAUUUUUCAGUAUUUCGAAAACGAAAUGGCCGAUAAAGCAGCCAGGGAAAAAUUACUAACAUCCAAUUAUUAUGAUAUAUUUCGAUAUAGUCAGGAUGGUGAAUGGGAUCGUGCAUUUAAAGCAUCUAAUAGGGUUAUUCACAUGGCACCUUUAGAAUAUAAAGCAUUACACUGUAAAAUUGUAUGCCUAAUACAACAGUCUAAAUUUGAUGAAGCUCUUGCUGUAAUUAAUAAAAAUCAGAGCAAUUUAGGUGAACUUACAUUUGAAAAAGCCUAUUGUCAAUACCGAUUAAACCAGCCAGAACUAGCUUUUAAAAUUUUGGAAAAUGAUGAUAAAAGUAAUAAAACUCAAGAGUUAAAGGUCCAAGUGCUUUAUAGAUUGGAAAGAUAUCAAGAUGCCUUCAAUUUAUAUAAAAAAUUAAUUAAUGCAGUAAAUGAUGAAUAUGAAGAUGAACGUAAAACUAAUCUGACUGCAGCUCUUUCAUUAUUCGAAAAUAAAAAUCAAAUUAUAGAAGAAUUGCAAAAUAUUCCAGAAGACACAUAUGAACAGUGUUACAAUAAAAGUUGUUGUCUAAUUGCUCUAGAACAAUUUUCUGAAGUUGAAAAGAAGCUAAAGCAAUGUGAAAAAAUGUGCCGUGACUCCCUAGACGAAGAAGGUUGUUCAGAAGAAGAAAUUAAUGUUGAACUUUCGCUGAUAAGGAUUCAGUUAGCAUAUGUGUAUCAGAAACUAGGGCGCAUUAAGGAAGCCCAACAAAUUUAUACAUCAUGUUUGAAGUUAAAGUUAGAUGAUCCUGCAUUGAUAGCAGUGGCUGGAAAUAAUUCAGUUGUCAUUAAUAAAGAUCAAAAUAUUUUCGAUUCUAAAAAGAAGAUGAAAAGUGCCACAAGUGAAUCUUUAAUUCAUAAAUUACCUUCAAGACAAAGAAAAUUCAUUGCACUCAAUAAUGCCAUUUUCUUAUACUAUACAAAUCAGUUUGAUCAAUGUACAAAAGCAUGCAAAUUUGUAGAACAAAACUGGCCUGAAUUAAGCUGCCAGGCACACAUUGUUAGUGCACUCUGCACUGCUAAAAAGGAAAACGUAUUUAAUGCAGUAAAUUCUCUUAAAAAUGUGAAAACAAGGAACAGUAGUGAAGAUCUUCUUAUUAAAUUGACAUGUACACAACUUUUAUUAGCUCAAGGUGAAAAGCAAGAAGCCUGCAAAAUUCUAGAAAGCUUGGGCGACAAUAGUUACAAACCAGGUAUUGUAGGAGCGUUAAUUACGCUGCAUUUGGGAAUGGGAAACGAAGAAACUGCUUCGAAAUUUUUUGAAAUGACCGUUGAUUGGUAUAAGAAAAACAAAGUAAAGGGUGAUCUUAGUAGCAUGUGGAGGCAGGCUGCUGAAUUUCAUAUUCAAAAUGGCCAUCCACAAGUAGCUGCAAGUAGUUUAGAAGAAUUACUAAAGUUUAAUCCUCAGGAUAAAAAGACAAUAGCACAAUUGGUACUUGUUUAUGCUUUGUUUGAUAAAAAUAAAGUGAAAUCACUCAGUGAAAAACUGCCUUCUAUAGGUCAAUUUGCAAAGGAUAUUGACUUGGAAUCAUUGGAAAGUUCCAGCUGGCUUACAAUAAAGAAAGUUUCUACAAAAAUUGAAAUGUCUCCGAACACACCCAAAGGUGAUGCUACGCAGAAAAAGAAGACGAAAAAGCGUAAAGGUAAACUUCCGAAAUAUUAUGAUCCGAAUAUUCCACCUGAUCCCGAACGCUGGUUGCCGAAAUAUGAAAGAUCUGGCUAUCGAAAGAAAAGAGACAGAAGAUUAAAAGAAGUAAUCAAAGGGUCACAAGGAACUGCUUCAGGACAGUCAGACCAAUACGACUUUUCUAAGACAGAAGCAGGCUCUCAUGAGAGUCCCGUUUCUAGCGUGGAACCAUCCCCGGCUGCAAGAGCUAAUAUGCGAAAAACACACCAAAAGAAAAAGAAUAAAAGACGAUAAAUUAAAUUUACCUUUAAUUGAAAAUACUGAAAUGUAUUCACAAACGUUGUUUUCGUUUGUAUUGAAAUUUAAUUGUUGCUUUGUAAUAAAUUUGUAAUAAUAUU